GGGCCUUGCACAACCAGCCCGAAAGAGGAAGCCCAGAAAGGGCUGUAGUCAACACUUCAGAAGGCCGUUGCAAAGUAAACCGGCUUCUGAGGCUUUUGUGGAACCAUCAUCCGGCUCCCGAUCCUUUAGCCACUGGUAUUUCCAGGAGACAACAAAGGGGACGCUCCCGAGGGAAGAGUGCGCACGGCGCAGGCACCCUUCUGGCACCCCGAUGCGGAGCGGCCCGCCGAGCGCCACACCUCUGUGUACCGCGUGGGGAGGGCCCAGCUGACACCACUUCCUCCCCUAAGCUGCCGAUUCGAGCCCGGGCGCAGCCGAGUGCACCCCGCGCCUUCCCGGCCGCCGCCCCAACACUGACCCGCGCCCACAAGUCCCCGCCGAGGCCCCGCGCGUCUCCGAACAACCGUCGAGAUGGGUGAGUCAAACGAAGAUAUAGACCAAAUGUUCAGCAAUUUGCUGGGAGAGAUGGAUCUUCUGACCCAGAGUUUAGGAGUCGACACUCUCCCUCCUCCGGAACCUAAGCCGCCCAGAACUGAAUUUAACUAUAGUGUGGGUUUUAAGGAUUUAAAUGAGUCCUUAAACGCACUUGAAGACCAGGAUUUAGACGCUCUCAUGGCGGAUCUGGUAGCAGACAUAAGUGAGGCUGAGCAGAGGACAGUCCAGGCCCAGAAAGAGGCCUCUUUGAACCGGCCUCCUUCGGCAUCUCUGGAAGUUCCAGGUUUCAGUGGUGCAGCUUCUCUUGGUUACGGAGCAAAUGUUGCUGCAACAAGUAUUGGCCAAUGUGAGGAUGACUUACCACCUCCACCGGCUGACCCCAUGCUAGACCUUCCUCUGCCACCACCUCCUCCUGAACCUCUCUCCCAGGAAGAAGCAGAAGCUCAAGCCAAGGCUGAUAAAAUUAAGCUGGCAUUGGAAAAACUGAAGGAGGCCAAGGUCAAGAAGCUCGUUGUCAAGGUGCACAUGGAUGAUAACAGCACGAAGUCACUGAUGGUGGAUGAGCGGCAGUUGGCCCGAGAUGUUCUAGACAACCUUUUUGAGAAAACCCACUGUGACUGCAACGUGGACUGGUGUCUUUAUGAAAUAUAUCCAGAACUGCAGAUUGAAAGGUUUUUUGAAGAUCAUGAAAAUGUCAUCGAAGUCUUAUCAGACUGGACAAGAGACACAGAAAAUAAAGUGCUGUUUUUGGAGAAAGAGGAAAAAUACGCUGUAUUUAAAAACCCCCAGAAUUUUUACUUGGGUAACAAAGGAAAAAAAGAAAACAAGGAAACAAAUGAGAAAAUGAAUGCAAAGAACAAGGAAUCCUUACUUGAGGAAAGUUUCUGUGGAACAUCCAUCAUUGUGCCAGAACUCGAGGGAGCCCUUUAUCUGAAAGAAGAUGGGAAGAAAUCCUGGAAGAGGCGCUAUUUCCUUUUACGAGCUUCUGGAAUUUAUUAUGUCCCCAAAGGAAAGACUAAGACAUCUCGAGAUCUGGCAUGUUUCAUACAGUUUGAAAAUGUCAACAUUUACUAUGGGAUUCAGUGUAAAAUGAAAUAUAAAGCACCCACUGACUACUGCUUUGUUUUAAAGCAUCCCCAGAUUCAGAAGGAGUCCCAGUAUAUCAAGUAUCUGUGCUGUGAUGAUGCGAGAACACUGAGUCAGUGGGUCACGGGGAUACGGAUCGCCAAGUAUGGAAAGACGCUGUAUGAUAACUACCAGCGCGCCAUGGCAAGGGCGGGGCUCGCCAGUCGGUGGACAAACCUGGGCACUGCCAACGCAGCCCCGCAAGCCCCGCCAGCCCCGCCUUCUACAGGCACCACUCAGGCCAAUGGUCAGAUUCCCCAGGCGGCACAUUCUAUGAGUACAGUUCUCGGAGAAGCACAGAGACACAUUGAACCACCCAAGGACCAGAAGCCAGCCCUGGGAGCGCCCAGGGCCCAGCCCCUCCCGAAGUCCAGCCUGCCUCCACCCGCUCCUGUGCGAGGGUCUUCAGAUGUCAGCGGCAGCCCGGGGAUGCCCCCCAAGGCCAAGGGCACGGCCGCCGGCUUCUCCGCCCUGCCCAACGACCUCCUGCCACCGCCGCCGCCGCCACCGCCACCCUUGGAGGACGACGAGCUCCCUCCACCGCCCCCCGAUUUUGACGCGCCCCCGGACUUCGUGCCUCCCCCACCGCCCUCUUUUGUGGGCGAUGCGGGGUACCCGUUACCGCCGCCGCCGCCUCCCCCACCCGCCUUCACCCCGGAGUCUGCCGAGAAGCCCCCGAUGGUCGUCAAAAGGCCUCCAGUUCCCCCAAAGAGGCAGGAGAACCCAGGACCACCCAGCGGGGGAGGCGGGGAGCAAGAUUUCAUGUCGGAUCUCAUGAAAGCUUUGCAGAAAAAGAGAGGCAACAUGUCGUAAGGAGAACUUAUAAAUAUUUUUGGAUGAUGGAUAUAAUCAUUGCUAACCUCAACUGCAUGUUUGUUACUUUGUUUUCAUGACAUUUUGUCCAUUCUUAGAUACAAUAUUGAAGUAUUCUGACUAGAAGUACUGCAAAAAUCUCCCUGUUGCUCAAGUACACCUGUAAUCCUUAAUCUAACAUGGAAUUUAGAAUAUCUACCUAAAUGGACCUACCUUUCCUAUGUAUUUCCACUUCGAUGGAUUUUCCCUUCCAUUUCAAGUUAACUAAAGAAGUUUUAUGUUACGUUCCAAAGUGUCAAAUUAAUAAAAAUUUAAAUGUUUUUUCCUGAA
Messenger RNA from Camelus dromedarius (Arabian camel), 2703 nucleotides. It is a transcript of the gene APBB1IP, whose product is annotated as amyloid beta precursor protein binding family B member 1 interacting protein. Lineage: Eukaryota; Metazoa; Chordata; Mammalia; Artiodactyla; Camelidae. The transcript has 15 exons. Gene Ontology annotation, biological process: signal transduction. Bases 412 to 2373 code for a protein of 653 amino acids. Gene Ontology annotation, cellular component: plasma membrane; cytosol. The record is from RefSeq and is a predicted model, not a curated record.